CACUUAUCACAUCCCUAACUUCAUGAUUGUUGUGUGCGGCAUUUGUUUGCGCUGAAGUUCGUCUCUAAUGAGUUUUGUUAUCGCUGUUAUUACAAGAAAGAGAUGCUGUUUAUUUUUAUGUAACAUAAUUGACCGUAAUUGACGUAAACAUUCUGUGGAAAAUCAAGUUUCUGGAAGAAACAUCAUGACACUGUCUUGUAUCUUGAUGCGCUCGAGAGAUUUUACUGAUUUUUGUAAUUCAUCGUCAGGUUAGGUUCUUAACGGGGGACCGGCUUCAUUUUUGAAUUGAAGAUAGGAUAAGCGAGCGAUAAAAAGAUUCGAUUAAGUUAGUAAAAAGAAUAGAGGGUCAGGUUAAGAUCAAGAAAGACCUUCUACGAGAUCAGCAGUAAGGCAAAGAAAAUAAUGGGCUCGUUGAAUCUUAUUUGCCCAAUGUGUUGCGGUGAAACAUUUAACAAUCCACAGUCAUUAAAGUAUCACUUACUAAGCAUGACGGAUAAUCUAUACUGUCCUGGUUGCUCGCAACGAUCUGACUCAGUAAUGGCACUCAUUCAACAUUUGGAUCGCUGUGGUUGCGCUGAGUCAGAGACACUGUCUGAAUCAAAUCGUGAACAAGAGCAAGAAUCUCAGCAAGAAUCUCAACCAGAUGCAGAAGUACUAAUGGAUACAAACGUUGAUGGAAUAGAUCAAAGUUUUUUAGCGACUGUGAAUGACAGUGGAAUUAUGAUAGUUGGGGGACCUCAAACUAUACAAGUUGAUGAAAAUGGAGAUAUUAAAGUCGUAGAAAAGAUGGAAACUGAGGAGACAGAACAGAUGGAGCAAAAUUCUUUGGAAUUUAAGAUGGCAGACAAAGUUCCUAAUAUUAAAACAGAAGAGAAAUCUUUAACCCAGGAUCAAUUAGUAACGAUUUCAACCACUUCAGAAACAGAUGACAAAAACAGAGAUAAAAAUGUAAUUACUAUAUUACCUGAUGGCUCAGAGCUUCUAGAUAGUAGCACUGGUGCUCUUAUAAAUAUAGAUCAUAUAAAUGAUGUAGGUGAAUUAGAUGAAGAUGGACUUCUACAUGUUAAACAAGAAUUUUGUGAGAUAGAAUCAGAAGCAGUUUAUAGUUGUACUAGUUGUGACAUGAGCUUUAAUUCUCUUGUGGAACAUAUAAAGCAAUUUCAUGACGGGCAAGAAGUACUACUUGAAAUAGCUGAUCAGUUAGAUGAUAUACCUACAGUACCUGCAACUAAUACCUUACAUUCAGAAUCAGGAAACGUAGCUAAUACUAGACAAAGACAGAGUAUGAACACUUUGCGUACAGAAGAAUGUGUAGACAGUGAAGGAAGAUUGUACACAAGAAAAGUAGUACAAAUAGAAAGAUUCUGGGAUAAAACUCCAGCACAAACAUCACUUCAAUCCACUAAAGCACCAAUGAUUGAAAAGUUCUUUUCUAAUGUGGAAGGAGUGAAAGUACGAGAAAAAAGAUUAGCUACGACACCAAUGAGAAUGUACAGAUGUAAUCAGUGCCUUCAGCAAUUUUCCAAACUAGGAAACUUUCGAGUACAUGCAUGUCUUCAUGGCAAUAAUCGUUGCGAUAGUUGUGACCAAACUUUUGCAACACCGAAAGCAUUACAAUUACAUGCAAAAGUACAUGAAGGUGAACCUGAUCCAAAUCAAAAAACUUUCAUAUGCGAAACUUGUGGUACAGAAUUUUGUUCGCACAAAAGCUUGCGCUUACAUUCUCGAAUGCACGCGCCAGUUAGAGCAAGGCACGUUGAUGCACCUGAAGGAACACCUAGUGCAACAUUCACAUGUCCCGAGUGUGGUAAAACGUUAGCAGAAUCGUACAAAGAAGCGCACAUGGCAUUGCAUUCUGGUGACUCUGUAACUUGCACUGUGUGUAAUAGAAAAUUUGACUCUGCUGAUAGUUUGGCAAUGCAUGCCGCAGUACAUACAGAAUUAAGUCAACCACAUUCACCAACACCACCUACUACUGUUACUACUGAAACAGCUGCAACUGCUGAACCCGCAGAAAAUCAAAAGCCUUAUCAGUGUCAACAUUGUGGUCGAAGAUUUACGAGACCUCAUGAAAAAGUGAAACAUGAACGUAUUCAUACUGGAGAAAAACCACACGCGUGUGAAGUUUGCGGUAAAACUUUUCGUGUUUCCUAUUGUCUGACUUUACAUAUGAGGACUCAUACUGGUGUCAGACCAUACGGAUGCCAACAUUGUGGCAAAAGAUUUAAAGCUUCUUCUGUGUACAAUCAUCAUUUACUUACACACGGAGAAGAACGUGCUUAUACGUGUCCUUAUUGUCCAAAAACGUUUAAAACGCGUGUUCAAUUAGCAGGACACAAAAACAGUCACACUAAACCAUUUCGAUGUACCGAGUGUUCCCGUCCAUUUGCUUCCUUGUAUGCUGCGCGUGCUCAUAUACAAACUCACAAGAAAGACAAUAAUUUAAAAUUCAGUUGUUAUAUUUGUGGUGCAUCCUACGGUAGAGCAUUUGCGUUGAAGGAUCAUUUAAAACAACAUGGUCAAGAUGUGCUAGCUCCACCGGAACCGGCACGGGAAGAAGAAAUUCACGAAGGAGAAGAUUUUUUGCUUGCAGAAGAAGAAGUUGAGGAUGAUGAACUAGUUAUCCCGUCACCGUUGCCCGUUGCACAAUCGUCAGAAGCUGAUGAUACAGAAUGAGACUAUGAGAACUAGUCAAAUGUUUGUUACAAAUUGUAGUUGAAUAUUGUUCAAUAUAGUGAAAAAAGGUGACAGAUAAAUCCUUAUUUUACGUAGUGUUCAAAAACCAUCAGCAAGAUUUGUAUUCGUGCAUUGAAUAUUGUAAAAUUUUAAUUUUUAUGAACGAAUGACAUUCUAAUAUGAAUUGCUGCUGUGACUAGACAUGAUAGUACUCGUUUGUAAAUAACAUACUGAAUUUGUAUAUCCUCAAUGGUAUUGUGUGGAUAGAACAUGUUAAAUACGAAUAACGAAUUGUACGAGACUAUAGUUAUUAAUGCCUGUUUAAUUAAAGUAAAACAAAUCUA
Molecule: messenger RNA, 3020 nt
Organism: Heterotrigona itama
Lineage: Eukaryota; Metazoa; Arthropoda; Insecta; Hymenoptera; Apidae
Source: the annotation of a GenBank genome assembly